UUGAAAGGACCCACUGAUUCUCGUCUCAUUUUCAGGCACAUAUUCAAAUCAACUAUUAUUUUGAGCUCUUGUGGAACUGCUUUUUAUGGUAUUACAGAGUUUUUAAUUGGAAAUGAAUCUUUUUUCAAAAACCAAUUUAUGCCUUUAAUCUAUCGUUUCGUUGAUCCCGAAACGGCUCAUUAUUACGCAUUAAAAAUGUUCAAAUAUGGUAUUGUACCCAAAUUUGGUUAUAACUAUCGCGAAUAUGAUGAACUUAAAUGUUCUUUAUUUGGAAAAAAUUUCAAAAACCCAAUUGGACUUGCAGCUGGUUUUGAUAAAGAUGGCGAAGUAAUCAAUAGUUUACGCAACAGUGGAUUUGGAUUUAUCGAAAUAGGAACGAUUACUCCUUUACCUCAAGAAGGGAAUCCAAAGCCACGCAUUUUUCGAUUAGUGGAAGAUGGUGCUCUGAUCAAUAGAUAUGGAUUCAAUAAUGCUGGCGUUGGCAUCGUUUCUUCGAGAGUGAAGAAAGCUUCCGAGGAUGAGAAUAAUUCUGCAGUACCGUUGGGUGUUAAUAUCGGAAAAAAUAAGGAAACAGAAAAAGCAUGGGUUGAUUAUAGUAUUGGUGUCAAUUAUUUUGGAUUACACUGUGAUUAUUUGGUUAUUAAUGUGAGUUCGCCUAAUACUCCAGGACUGCGAUCUUUGCAAAAUAAAAAUGAGUUGCAAAAUGUAAGUAAUUUUUAUAUCAAUCAUAAAAGUUUCUGUAUGAUGCAUUCUGAACAAUUUUCGAAUAAAACUUUAUUAUUUAGAUGUAUAAUAUUAUUUAUAGAUAUUGCGAAUGUAUCACUCGAUAGAAAAUAUGGUAUAGAUGGACUUAUAAUUGCAAAUACGACCAUUGAUAGGCCUCCAAUCUUAACUAGUAAUAAUAAAACAGAAAGUGGUGGUUUGAGCGGCAAACCUCUCGGAAAUGUCACAACUGAACUUAUAAGGCAUUUUUAUAAGAUAACAGGUGGGAAAAUCCCAAUUAUUGGCUGUGGAGGUGUAUCUUCUGGUAAAGAUGCAUACGAAAAAAUUCGAGCUGGUGCAAGCCUAGUUCAGUUAUAUACUUCCAUCAUUUAUGAAGGCUUUCCUGUAAUAGGAAAGAUAAAACGAGAAUUGGUUGAUUUAUUACGACAAGAUGGAUUCAAAAAUGUAUCCGAAGCUAUUGGUGCUGACCAUUAG
Molecule: messenger RNA, 1197 nt
Organism: Dracunculus medinensis (Guinea worm)
Lineage: Eukaryota; Metazoa; Nematoda; Chromadorea; Rhabditida; Dracunculidae
Source: the annotation of a GenBank genome assembly